Molecule: messenger RNA, 2036 nt
Organism: Rubroshorea leprosula
Lineage: Eukaryota; Viridiplantae; Streptophyta; Magnoliopsida; Malvales; Dipterocarpaceae
Source: the annotation of a GenBank genome assembly
AGAAAAAUGAUUCAGAGCCAAAGAAGCAAUCUUGAACAUCGGGAAUCUUCGCAUGGAUUCUUGGUAUAAUUUAAGUAGAGAAGGGUAAUAAUGGGUGUGGGAGGCAAAUUUUGGGAACUUCUAAAACCCUACGGGCGCCAUGAAGGGUUUGAUUACCUGAGGGAUAAGCGGGUUGCUGUGGAUCUCUCAUUCCGUAUAGUCCAGCACGAAACUGCCAUCAAGGCCUAUUGCCGCAAUCCCCAUCUCAGGCUUACAUUCUUCCGUACCAUCAACCUCUUCUCCAAGUUUGGAGCCUUUCCAGUAUUUGUUGUUGAUGGAACUCCGUCACCGCUGAAAUCUCAGGCAAGGAUCAUGCGGUUUUUCUGUUCAUCUGGAAUUGAUUCUUCGUGUUUUCUGCCCCCCCAGAAGGAUGUCUUAGUUGAGAGGAACCGGGAAUUCACUAAAUGUGUUAAUGAUUGUGUGCUAAGUUGAUCCUGACACCAUGAUCUCUAUCAAUUUUUGUUGGUGCAGUUCAAAUUCUAAUUUUUUUUUCCCCUUGUAUAUGCUUGCUUUUGUGAUAGAUUAACCUGGUUACUUCUUUGGAUGUAUGGUUUUAGCAAAUACUCUCUGUAGAGCUUGCACAAAAAUUGGUUGCAAUCAGUUUGUCAUGCUUUGACCUUUUUCUGUGCACUCUUGCUUGGUCAUUAGUUCAUGGGAGAGAUCUUGUUUAAUCACCUUUAACUACUAGGAACUCCUUGAACUAUUUGGGAUGCCUGUACUGAAAGCAAAUGGUGAGGCUGAAGCAUUGUGUGCGCAGUUGAAUAGAGAUGGUCAUGUGGAUGCCUGCAUCACUGCUGAUAGCGACACAUUUCUCUUUGGGACUAAAUGUGUAAUAAAAUGCAUCAGGCCCAACUCAAAAGGACCAUUUGAGUGCUACCGUAUGUCAGAUAUUGAAGCUGGUCUUGGACUCAAGAGGAAACACUUGAUAGCCAUCUCUCUUCUGGUUGGAAAUGACCAUGAUCUAAAUGGAGUUCAAGGAAUUGGCCUUGAAACAGCUCUUCGUUUUGUCAAAAGAUUUAACAAAGAUGAGAUAUUGAAUAAAUUACACAAUAUAGGAAACGGGGAUAAUCCACUUUUUCAGUGUGGAAUCAAAUCCAAGGAUGGUAUCCCAACUAUUUCAGAUGAGAGCUCACCAAAGAAAAAGUGUUCUCAUUGUUCCUUCUGUGGGCAUCCUGGCAGCAAGAGAGCUCAUUUCAGGUCUUCUUGUGAAUACUGUGGAACAACUAGCAAUGAGAGUUGUAUUAAAAAGUUGGAGGGGUUUAAAUGCAAUUGCCCUCCUUGUCUUGAGGAUAGGGAAGAAAAAGAGCAGAAGAAGCAAGAGGAUUGGUGGAUUAGAAUUUGUGAGAAGAUAACUGUGGAGAAAAAUUUCCCAAACGAUGAGAUCAUUGGAAUGUAUCUGUGUGACAAUCAUGGAAAGUUUGCUGGGGCAGGUUACGUAAAUUAGAUGUCAAUAUAUUGAGAAAUUGCAGUACAGCGGAAUCAAAAAGAAUGAAGGAUGCAGCAUUAGUUCCAUCAGCAACUCAGACUCGAAUGCAAUACCUUUGUAACAAAAAAUAUGUCUUAUUGCUCAGCCCAAAAUGGUUUCAGUGUAAGGAAUUUCAUGGAAAAGGAUGGUGUUGGGUGAUUAUGACUUGUUUGACUCUUGCUGAGAUUAUUUUAAUUGAAUCUACACAUAAUUGGUUCUACAAAUCUUACUAUAAUUGUACAAAUAGUGUUGAGCAGGACUUUGGAAUAUGGUAUUGCAGAAAAUGUGACCAGGGAUGGUCAAAUCUUAGAUUGAGGUAUUGCAUUCAAGUCCACGUAGUUGAUGGAACUGAUGUUGCAUCCUUCAUUCUUUUUGAUUCUGCCACAAAAGAAUUUCUUAAUAUAUUUGCUUCUGAUUUAUGUGACCUGCACUUCAAAAGAGUGAUUUUCUUUGUCAUCUUCAAUAUUUAUUUUUAUGUGUAUGAUUUAAUCUCUGUAUAUGCUAUUUUUGAUAAUAUAAUUAAUUUUAAUUA